Messenger RNA from Stylophora pistillata, 2247 nucleotides. RefSeq lists its product as uncharacterized. The record is from RefSeq and is a predicted model, not a curated record. NCBI's taxonomy places the organism in Eukaryota, Metazoa, Cnidaria, Anthozoa, Scleractinia, Pocilloporidae. Gene Ontology annotation, biological process: canonical Wnt signaling pathway; non-canonical Wnt signaling pathway. Gene Ontology annotation, molecular function: Wnt receptor activity; Wnt-protein binding. Gene Ontology annotation, cellular component: plasma membrane.
UACUGCGCGUUUUUUCUUACUCUUGAUUCGACAUACGCUGGCAAAUGCCAACAAAUUGACGUUACUCAGCUUCCAGCUUGCGCCAACGUUGGCUACAAAUCUACAGCGAAUUUUUCACAAAUUGGAGGACGGAGCUAUCAAGAGCAUGUUUCAUCAGAAGUCACCCACUUUUCUGAUCGUUUCAACAGUUGUUCUCCUUAUUCUAGGAUGUUCGUGUGCUCUUGUUACCUUCCGAAAUGUUCCAAGGACGUCGAAGGCCCCAUUCUACCCUGUAGAGAAGUGUGUGAUCAAUUUGUGGACGAUUGUCAUAAAGAAUUAAAAGACAGUGGACUGUAUAGACGUUACGUUGCCUACUGUAGACUUCUUUCUUCUAAGAGAGAAGCAUCUAUGCAAUGUUUAAAACCAGCUGGAUUUGUUCCUCGACCAAAUAAAAAAGAGCCAUUAUUACCAAGUUGUGAAACGGCAAGUCGGCCUGCCUGUUUGAAAGACAAUUUCAGUGGCCUAGGAAAUAAUACGAGAAAUCGACUCCGGUCUUUUCUCAGCGAUCUCAGCCCUGUCCUAAACUCAAGUUGCUCUGUCAAGUUAAGACGGUUUGCCUGCUUCAUUGAGACUGCACCUUGUGUAAGUAAUGAUGGCUCCACCCUUCAUGCCUGUCCAUCAAUGUGCCAGGAGGUGAGACGUGAUUGUGACGAGGAAUUUAAAAGGCACAACAUCGACUUUCCACAAUGUAUACCUUACUACCCUGAAAUUCAUGCCGGAGAUGGUUUGUGCAAGCUUUCUCACUGGCCUCUACCAUGGCCGAAUACAACUGAAACCCAAGUUUUAGAGACAACUCCCAGAAUUCUUAGAACAAACCCUGUAGUUAUUUCCAAAGUUAACGGAGGAUUUAACAGUGAUCCAAACAAAGAGAGCAAGAUAGGGACAACAGCGCAAUCCAAGCCUGACAGCGACAAAGAAUAUAAAAAGAAGCCAAUAUCGAGUUUAGUUCUUGCAGUUGCCGUUGUGGGCUUUUUAAUGGUGGUUUCGUUUGUGACAUUUAUGUUACAUCUGUUAGUGAAAAGGCUCAGGAAAAAUGCCAGGGCAAGAAGGAGAGGGAGUGGAAAGUAUGUCAAAGAUGCGAACAUUUCAUCUAAUGGAAAAGCAGUUACAGUGGGCGAGGAAAAGAAUGCGGGAUUUGAAGAGGAAAUACAAAAAACUGGGACUGCUCUUUACUAACAGUUAUAACUCAUCAGGUGAUGGCCGUUUCAUGAGUUAAGCCGGAGUGAAGGCAAUUUCCAACAGAGAACCCAAUGAAAACCAAGAUACGUUCGCGUUAAUUCUUCGCGAUGCCACAUCAUUAGUCAAGAAAAUUCGGGCUGACCUCUCAACCAAUCAGAUGCAACGUUACAAUCAAUUGCCACUCGGUCACUAGCGUUAGCCGCGCUUCAGGCGGUCUACAUGUACAUUAAAAUGAGUGUGAGACCAGCUCCAUUUAAAGAGUCGGAGAAUAUUUGAAUUAAUACUCAUUAAAGUUAAAUUCAAGUGGAUGAUUUUAACCCUUCAGAUAUAACUCGAGUCUGCUUGAUAUUCUAAUGCAAAUGCGUCAAACUCGACAUAUGCAGGACUUUAUGCUGAGCAGCAUCGGAAAAAAAACAGAUAGCGGUUAUAUCUUUUCUGCCAUGCGUAUGGUUUAAAAGUGGGAAAACUAUGUUCAGAGUUAGUAAUUUAGUGGCCUAUAUCGUCAACUGAAAAUUCAAAAUUUAUUUACAAAUACCUACAGCUUAGACACAACGAAUAUAUGAAAUUCAUAUAUCUGAACUGCGGUUAUAGAAAGGUAUUUGUGCAUGAUCGUCGCAGUAAAGAGCACGAUUUAAGCAAUAGUGAAGAUCAGACCUGAAACAAAUUGGCUCCCAGUUGGCCAGUUAGCUCAAUUGGUAGAGCACUGCACUAGAAUUGCAGAGGUCAGUGGUUUGAAUCCCGUACAAGCCUGAAUUUUUUUCAGGUCUGACCUUCACUAUUGCUUAAAUAGUGCUCUUUACUGCGAGGAUCCUGCACAAAUAUGUACCUACAGCUUGUUGGUAACAAAUAUUAUGGAUUACAGAACUUCAAAGAUUUAUAUUGGUAUAAAUUUUGGAUACUUUAAUCUCAAUAUAGAACUUCAUAGAUUUAAAGUCUGGACUCCACUCUAAAUUCUCAACUUACUAGCCAAGUGGCUAGUGACAUCUUAGAUGUUACGACAAUUUCAGUUUGUCUACCAGCCAAACUGGC